This is a messenger RNA of Nymphalis io (European peacock), 339 nucleotides long. It is a transcript of the gene ox, whose product is annotated as cytochrome b-c1 complex subunit 9. The coding region runs from base 85 to 261 and encodes 58 amino acids. Lineage: Eukaryota; Metazoa; Arthropoda; Insecta; Lepidoptera; Nymphalidae. Gene Ontology annotation, biological process: mitochondrial electron transport, ubiquinol to cytochrome c. The record is from RefSeq and is a predicted model, not a curated record. The transcript has 2 exons.
AAUGUAAUGAAAAUGUCAUUAUUGACGUGAAAAGUUGAGUUCGGUCGAUUAGUGCUAAGCUCCGAAAAUUCAAUACCCGACAAAAUGUCGCUGUGGUCAACGCUGAAUCGAAAUGUGUUCAAAAGAACAUCAACUUUUGCUGUUGCCGUAGCAGGCGGAACAUUUUUCUUCGAAAGAACCUUCGAAGUAAUAUCAGUUUCGAUUUUCGAAAGUGUAAAUAAGGGAAAACUCUGGAAAGACAUCAAGCACAAGUACGAGUAAUGUGUAAAAAAAGGAAACACCAAUGAAUUAAUUUCUUAGUUAUAUUGUUAACAUGAUUAAAUUAUAUUAAUUUACAAA